AUGGACCUGGAGGAGAAGACUCCCACCAAUCUAGACGUGAAGCAGUGGAAACAAAAGUACCUGAAAGCUAUUCAGGCCAAUGACGCCCAGGAGGUUCUGUGGAUUCUCCAAACCAGCGGGCUUCACAUCGACAAUGUGCUGGAGGUGGACGACCCCGGGAUGGUGCUGGCCUCAUACAAGCAAGGACACUGGUUGCCGGACUAUAAGCUGGAGAAGUCCUGGGCCAUGGGGAUCCACCUGUGUGUGCUGUAUAAUGCUCUGGAUGCAGCCAUGGUCCUGCUGGAACACGGCACCGCCAUAAACGCGAUGCCCGAUGGGAAGACGGCCCUGCACGUAGCAUGUGACACUUCCAACAGUGACUUUGUGGCCCUGCUGCUGGCUUACGGGGCCAGGGUCAACAUCCUGUCCGUGAGUGGCCACACACCUCUUCAUCGCUGCGUCACCAAAGAGUCGGUGGAGUGCGCCAAGCUGCUCCUUCUUAAAGGUGCAAGAGUCAACAAAGCAGCUGAUACAGAUGAUAAAGAGACGCCUCUUCACAGAGUAGCAAGAUUUGGCCUUCCUGAACUGGUUUCUCUCUACCUGGAACACGGAGCUUCAGUAAACGCUGUCAACUCCACGCUGAAGACGCCGCUAAUGACGGCAGCUUUUUGGGCUUUCGACCAAAAAGAUCAGGUCUACAGCGAGGACCAUCGACUAGUCUGUCGUAUCCUGUUGGACCAUGGAGCAGACCCACUCCUCCGAGACAUAGACCAUAAAACGGCCCUACACAGAGCCGCCUGGAACUUCGACCAGGUGGUGAUGCAGAUGCUGCUGGAGGCCGGAUCAGACACUCGAGCCAUGGACAUCAACGCCUGCGUGCCCCUUCAGUACCUUCUCAGGAUGACGGACAGGAGACUGACGGUGGAUCCGGAAGUCUGCUAUCUGCUGCUGCUCAACUACAACGCCGCCAGAAUCUACCCGCCGCAGUUUCACAUGGUCCUGCAGUACUGCCACUACUUCCCCAAAGUGGUUGAAAUCUUGGUGAACUGCUAUCCUCACCUGAUGCGCACGAGCCGAUGGAGACCUGCUAUUCCUGACGACUGCUACACGCGACACAGAGCGUUCUAUGACUCCAUGUUUGCUGUCUGCUCGAACAGGCCUCGCAGCUUGCAGCACCUGGCCAGAUGUGCCAUCAGAGCCAGUUUAGGAGGCUUCUGCCAAAAUAGCGUCCCGCAGCUUCCUCUGCCGUCCGCCAUUAAGAGAUAUGUAUUGCUCUAUCCUGAAGGUAUUCUCUACUAACAGACUGGGUUCAGUAGUAAAU
This is a messenger RNA of Synchiropus splendidus (mandarinfish), 1300 nucleotides long. Its product is annotated as ankyrin repeat and SOCS box protein 4-like. The transcript is spliced from 6 exons. Gene Ontology annotation, molecular function: protein binding. The coding region runs from base 1 to 1278 and encodes 425 amino acids. Gene Ontology annotation, cellular component: ciliary inversin compartment. NCBI's taxonomy places the organism in Eukaryota, Metazoa, Chordata, Actinopteri, Syngnathiformes, Callionymidae. Gene Ontology annotation, biological process: protein localization to ciliary inversin compartment; intracellular signal transduction. The record is from RefSeq and is a predicted model, not a curated record.